AUGACAGCAUCGAGUAGAAACUUCGACCACAAAGCCCAUGCGCAACACCGUUGGCAGCGGUUUUGGAAUCACGACUCGAAGGGGUACGCCGGAUUCUCCUUCAUUGCAGGUGGCCUUCAGCUUGCGAAGGUGAUUACUUCGCACAAGAAAGCAGGCAUCACGUUCUUGGCGAAGCGAGCAACUGCGGCGCUCCCGGCACUCGUGGGAUACCCAUUAGUGAUUGGCAUUGCGGGUGCCGAGCUCCUAGUGUGGGGGUCGUCGUACGUUAACGCUGGUAAGAACGAAGGCACUUCUCGAAUUACACGUGAUGCCAAACUGGCUCCUGCAGCGUUCGCCGUGUAUGGCACUACGCUGAAUGUCGUGUAUCCAAUCGCUGGUCAUUUCCGUCGUGUACGUUCGUGGUUCCGCCCCGUGAAGUGGGGUGCACUUGGUCUGGUCCUAAAUCACGCCAUCUCGAAAGUGUCGGCUAUAUCUCAAGACAAAGAACCAAUCCAGCAUAAAGUCGAGCUGAAGUAG
Molecule: messenger RNA, 516 nt
Organism: Peronospora matthiolae
Lineage: Eukaryota; Oomycota; Peronosporomycetes; Peronosporales; Peronosporaceae
Source: the annotation of a GenBank genome assembly